AAAUAUAAAAUAAAAUAAAUGUAUUUGGGACUUUGGGACUACAUUAACGUAGUGACAUCCCAGCAACCUGUCAUAUGCCUGGGUUUGAACCUGGGUUCUUCUGGCUCUGUGCUGUGGUCAGGGGCGGACUACCAUUUGGAAACUCGGGCACUGCCCGAGGGCCCGGGGUCAGUAGAGGGCCCCAUGAGAUGCCCCUGGUACCUUUUUCAUAGGCUAUUUUGAGUUUGGGCAAGGACACAGGGGCCCCAUGAUCCCCUAUUGCCCGGGGGCCCCAUGAGUUGUCAGUCCGCCCCUGGCUGUG
Molecule: messenger RNA, 301 nt
Organism: Staurois parvus
Lineage: Eukaryota; Metazoa; Chordata; Amphibia; Anura; Ranidae
Source: the annotation of a GenBank genome assembly